This is a messenger RNA of Lepus europaeus (European hare), 3738 nucleotides long. It is a transcript of the gene TUBGCP3, whose product is annotated as tubulin gamma complex component 3. Gene Ontology annotation, biological process: microtubule nucleation; cytoplasmic microtubule organization; mitotic cell cycle. NCBI's taxonomy places the organism in Eukaryota, Metazoa, Chordata, Mammalia, Lagomorpha, Leporidae. Gene Ontology annotation, cellular component: gamma-tubulin small complex; spindle pole; equatorial microtubule organizing center. The record is from RefSeq and is a predicted model, not a curated record. Gene Ontology annotation, molecular function: gamma-tubulin binding; microtubule minus-end binding. The coding region runs from base 72 to 2795 and encodes 907 amino acids. The transcript is spliced from 22 exons.
CCCCUGCACCGUAGGCGGCGGGAAGGCGGGGAGCCACGGGCGCAGGCGGGCGGGGCCCCGCCGGGGCGAGGAUGGCGACGCCGGACCAGAAGUCGCCGAACGUUCUGCUGCAGAACCUGUGCUGCCGGAUUCUGGGCCGGAGCGAAGCUGAUGUGGCCCAGCAGUUCCAGUUUGCCGUGCGAGUUAUUGGCAGCAACUUCGCCCCAACUGUUGAGAGAGAUGAAUUUCUCGUAGCUGAAAAAAUCAAGAAAGAACUUAUUCGACAAAGAAGGGAAGCAGACGCUGCGUUAUUUUCGGAACUCCACAGGAAACUUCAUUCCCAGGGAGUUUUGAAAAAUAAAUGGUCGAUACUCUACCUCUUGCUGAACCUUAGCGAGGAUCCACGCAAGCAGACAGGCAAGGUGUCCAGCUAUGCUGCGUUAUUUGCUCAGGCGUUACCCCGAGAUGCUCACUCAACUCCCUACUACUACGCCAGGCCUCAGACCCUGCCCCUGAGCUACCAGGACCGCAGCGCCCAGUCAGCACAGAGCGCGGGCAGCAUGGGCAGCAGCGGCGUCAGCAGCCUCGGCGUGUUCACCCUCAACGGCCCCGGGCCCACACCGCACUCUCUCCUCCCAGGACAGUCUCACCAAGCCCCGGGAGUAGGAGACGGCCUUCGGCAGCAGUUGGGGUCACGGCUUGCGUGGACUCUAAGUGCAAAUCAGCCUUCCUCUCAAGCCUCUACCUCCAAAGGCAUCCCAAACUCUGCUUCUCGCAACAUGACAAGGCCACGGAGAGACGGGGACACGGGCGGGACGACGGAAGUUACGGAAGCAGCUCUUGUGAGAGAUAUUUUGUACGUCUUCCAGGGCAUAGAUGGCAAAAACAUCAAAAUGAGCAACACUGAAAACUGUUACAAAGUGGAAGGAAAGGCAAACCUGAGUAAAUCUUUGAGGGACACGGCCGUGCGACUCGCGGAGCUGGGGUGGCUGCAUAAUAAGAUCAGGAAGUACACUGACCACAGGAGUCUGGACCGCUCCUUCGGACUUGUAGGUCAGAGUUUCUGUGCCGCCCUGCACCAAGAACUCAAAGAGUACUACCGGCUGCUCUCUGUUUUACACUCCCAGCUGCAACUGGAGGAUGAUCAGGGAGUGAAUUUGGGAUUUGAGAGCAGCUUAACACUGCGACGCCUCCUGGUUUGGACGUAUGACCCCAAAAUAAGGCUCAAGACCCUUGCAGCGCUAGUGGAUCACUGCCAAGGAAGGAAAGGAGGUGCACUGGCCUCUGCUGUCCACGCCUACACGAAAACAGGGGACCCGUACGUGAGGUCCCUGGUGCAGCACAUCCUGAGCCUGGUGUCGCACCCCGUCCUGAGCUUCCUCUACCGCUGGAUCUACGACGGCGAGCUGGAGGACACCUACCACGAGUUUUUUGUGGCCUCAGAUCCGACAGUUAAGACAGAUCGGCUGUGGCAUGACAAGUACACCUUGAGGACGUCCAUGAUUCCCUCGUUCAUUACGAUGGAGCAGUCCCGGAAGGUCCUGCUGAUAGGAAAAUCAAUAAAUUUCUUACACCAAGUUUGUCACGAUCAGACUCCCACCACAAAGAUGAUAGCUGUGACCAAGUCUGCGGAGUCACCCCAGGACGCUGCAGACUUAUUCACAGACCUGGAAAAUGCGUUUCAAGGGAAAAUUGAUGCUGCUUAUUUCGAGACCAGCAGGUAUCUCUUGGAUGUGCUCAAUAAAAAGUACAGCUUGCUGGACCACAUGCAGGCGAUGCGGCGGUACCUGCUUCUCGGGCAGGGGGACUUCAUAAGACAUCUGAUGGACUUGCUCAAACCAGAACUUGUCCGUCCAGCUACAACCUUGUAUCAACAUAACUUGACUGGGAUUCUGGAAACUGCCGUCAGAGCCACCAAUGCACAGUUUGACAGUCCUGAGAUCCUGCGGAGGCUGGACGUGAGGCUGCUGGAGGUCUCUCCGGGUGACACUGGGUGGGACGUCUUCAGCCUGGACUACCAUGUCGAUGGACCAAUUGCAACUGUGUUCACUCGGGAGUGCAUGGGCCACUACCUGAGGGUGUUCAACUUCCUCUGGAGGGCCAAGCGCAUGGAGUACAUCCUCACCGACAUCCGGAAGGGGCACAUGUGCAACGCAAAGCUCCUGAGGGCCCUGCCAGAGUUCUCCGGGGUGCUGCACCAGUGCCACAUCCUGGCCUCCGAGAUGGUGCACUUCAUCCACCAGAUGCAGUACUACAUCACGUUUGAGGUGCUCGAGUGCUCUUGGGAUGAGCUCUGGAACAAAGUGCAGCGGGCCCAGGACCUGGACCACAUCAUAGCUGCCCACGAAGUGUUCCUGGACACCAUCAUUGCCCGCUGUCUGCUGGAUGCCGACUCCCGGGUACUUUUGAACCAGCUCCGAGCUGUGUUUGACCAGGUCAUCGAGCUCCAGAACGCCCAGGACGCCAUCUACAGGGCUGCGCUGGAGGAGCUGCAGAGGCGGCUGCAGUUCGAGGAGAGGCAGCAGCAGCGCGAGGCCGAGGGCCAGUGGGGAGUGACGGCUGCAGAGGAGGAGGAGGAGAACAAGAGGAUUCGAGAAUUCCAGGAAUCGAUACCAAAAAUGUGCUCACAGUUGCGAAUACUGACACAUUUCUACCAGGGCAUCGUGCAGCAGUUUCUGGUGUCGCUGACGACCAGCUCUGAUGAAAGCCUCCGUUUUCUGAGCUUCCGGCUGGACUUCAACGAGCACUAUAAAGCCCGGGAGCCCAGACUGCGCGUGUCUCUGGGCAGCAGAGGGCGGCGCGGUUCGCACACGUGAAGCCCGUCGUCCCAAGGAGCUGCCAGUGCGCUGCCAUUUCUAGCAAUGUCGGACGUAAGAGUUCACACACAGACCUUCCAGGCACCUGGCAUGCUGCAGGUGCUCCUGUUUCUGCCCACGCGUGCUCUGGCGUCCGUGGUGUCGCACGUCGGAGCAGGCUGUUCUGAUACCACGGCGAUGAGCAGCCCGGGUGCCGUGUGCCAUGGGUUACAACUGAAGGACACCCCGACUUGUUGAGGCUUCUUGAGCUCUGUGAUACAGUUUAUGUUUGUCACUUUUUAAGAAUACCUGUUUCUUUUAGAGAUUAGGGUGAUAGGAUAUUCAUCUGUUAAGAUGGUAAUGUCAUUGCUAUUUUUUUAACAUCCUCUUUAAGACAGUUUUUGUUAAUGUAACCAAAUUAAGAUGUAAGAAAAUGUCCCUACUAAGAAAAUAGAGAGAGCAUUUUAUUUUAGUUUUUUAGUGUUGUAAAAUAUUAACCUAUAUAAGAACCUUUGUAUCUUAAUGUACCUUACAUAUGUUUAUUCUUAUUUUCUCUCCUUUCAAAGUUUACAUUUUAUAUUUAAUUUACUAUUUCAGAUAACUUCUAAAGAGUCUAGGGAAAAGGCUGAGCUGUGCAGAGUGAGAUCCUUCAGCCGUGCAGCCCACGUUCCUUGGCACCGUCAGCGGAAGCAGUGGGAGCACGAGUGGCCCACAAGGGAAUGGAAUACUUUAUUUCCAAAGCUGUUGAUAAGCAUCAGAAAGAAAUUGACUUGGAUAAUGCAGAUUCCCUUUUUCCUUGCCUAUUUUUUCAUUGUAAAUAUUUAUAUCAACAUCCAAACAGAUGUUGGGGAAGUGUUUUUGUAAAAAUAACAUACAGGUCACAUAAAUCUGCCUUUAUUAUGUCCAUAACCGAAACCUAGGGAUUAAAACGAACCUCCUCCAGCCGCGGCUGUGGUCUCUGGAG